UACGGGGAGGAGUCUUGAAACACGACACAUUAUGAUAACUUCCUGCUCUAAACAACCUUUCCCGACAAAAAAUCUCUUUCUAAAGAACCAGUUGACAGCAUUUCCCAGGUUUCAGUAAUACAGAAGAGGGGAAAUGGAUUUUCUGCUGUUUUCCGCGACUACAUGGACUUUAGUGGCUCUUGUUGUCACUCUGUUAUUACUGUAUGGAAUCUGGCCAUACAGAUUUUUCAAAAAGGUUGGCGUAUCUGGACCGAGGCCCCUGCCUUUUAUUGGAAACCUGUACGGUAUCAGAAAGGGACUUCAGUUUGACCGUGACAACAGGUCCAAGUAUGGGGAUGUCUGGGGUUUGUUUGAGGGGCGAACCCCAGCGUUGAUCGUGGCUGACCCCGAGAUGAUAAAAGCCAUUUUGGUGAAGGAGUGCUACACUGCAUUUACAAACCGCAGGAUUGUCUUUGAGGACAGUGGACCUCUGUAUGAUGCCAUCACAGCAGUGAAGGAUGAAAGGUGGAAACGAAUUCGCAGCACCAUAUCUCCAUGUUUCACCAGCGGAAGACUUAAGCAGGUUUUUCCCUUGGUUGCUCGCUACGCAGAUCGACUCAUUGUGAAGCUGGGAAAAAUGAACCUGGAUGAGCCCGUUCUUGUCAAGCAACUCGUUUCGCCAUACAGUUUGGACGUGGUGACCAGCGCCUCCUUCAGCGUGGAGACGGACUCCAUCAACAACCCCAAUGACCCUGUUAAAGUUCACAUGGAGAAGGUUAUGAAAAUCAACUUCUUGCCAUUUUUGCUCUCUGCAAUCUUUCCUCUUGCUCGUUACCUGCUGAAGCUCUUCAAGGUUGAGAUGUUAUCCUCAUCCAGUUUGAACUUUUUUAGCGACAUCAUUAAGAAAUUUAAAGAUCAACAUAAUGCAGAGGUAUCGACUCGUGGAGACUUCCUGCAAGUGAUGAUUCAGAGUGAGAUCCCAGAAAGCGACAUAAAGAGCGAACAUGAGCAACCAACUAAAGGUCUGACUGAGCACGAGAUCCUUUCCCAGGCCACGAUUUUCAUCUUCGCUGGCUUCGAGACCACCAGCACAACCCUGUCGUUCAUCCUUUAUAACCUGGCCAUCUACCCUGAUAUCAUGCGGACGCUGCAGAAGGAAAUUGACGACCGCCUACAGAAUAAUGCUUCCAUCUCCUACAAGGACCUUAAUAGUCUGGAGUACCUGGACCAGGUGUUGUGGGAGUCGCAGCGAAUACUCCCCUCUGCGCCGCGACUCGAGAGGGUAUGCAAAAAGACGAUGGAGAUUAAUGGCAUCACCAUCCCAGAGGGAACGUUAAUUGGGAUCCCAGUGCAUUUGGUGCACAUGGACCCACGGUACUGGAGUUCGCCCGAACUCUUCAAACCAGAGAGGUUUAGUAAGGAGAAUGAGAAGGAUCUGAACCCGUACGCUUACAUGCCGUUCGGACUCGGCCCUCGGAACUGUGUCGGGAUGCGAUACGCGAUCCUCGUCAUGAAGAUGCUCAUCGUUCGCAUCCUGCAGAAUUACUCUCUGGAAACGUGCAGAGACACCCUGGUCCCAAUUCAGUUUGACUGGAAGUUCCAACCAAUCAAGCCUGUGAAGCUGAAGUUUGUUCCCAGAGAACUAUAAUGGAAGAGUUAUUAAUUUUUGACUUGUUUGAGUAUGUUGCGUAAUUCCACCACACUAGCUUGACUUAAAAAUAAUUACAUAAAACCCGAUGGUUUGAAAUAAUCAACAAUUCUUGGAAUUAUAAAUGAGGACUUCUAAUUAUAAAAAAUCAUGUGCCAACACUGGCAUCAUCAAGUAUGUAAAAACAUUAAUAAAUAGCAAUAAUAACCUUUCUUUUGACAUUUUGAGCAGUCCCAAUGCUGUCUUUCUGCUACACAUGGUGUUGCUAACGCUAAAGAGUGUUAGCACUCCUGCAAGACAUUGUGUGUAGUUUUUUAAAAAACAUUUUAACAAAAAUAAUUACUGAUGAAAAAUGAUUGGCAAACUAAAAACUUUUAUGUCAACAUAUAGGCCCCAGAUUUUGAUCAAACUAAAAAGCAAAAACUACAACUGCUUGUGAACAGAUGGACAGUUUCUCUCUCUCUCUCUCUUUUUUUAAUUUCCAAAAGAUUCAGCAGAGCUGGAAACAAAAGAGACAAAAAGUGAGACGGGUUAAUUUCAUCUACAUAUGUGAAUGAAAACAAGGCUUUAUUGGUAUUUUUUUUCUGCAACUUAAUAAGUAUAAUUUAUUGUCAGUUAAACUAUUAUGACAUAAAAAAACAGUGAUAAACUGUAUUAUUUAAUAUUCAGAUAGGAUCCAGUUGUGUUGGGUUGUAUUAAAAUCUCUGGGGGGAGGAAGAGAAAAAAAAUAAAAAUAAAUCACUGUUAAACAGCUUUCUGGGGUUUCCUGAUGUGCACUAAAUUCUAAUUUUACUUUUGUAAUAAAUUUCACAUUCCACAAUUCGUGUGAAAUUUCACAUUCAUGUUAACAACUCAUAAAUAUGAGUUGUUAACAGUUGUAACAACAUUCACAGGUUGUUGGUGAAAAUCUUUAAUCACAUCACACUUCAGCCAAAUGUUUUUUUUUUUUUUAAGGAUAAUUUUAACUUGUGUUAUAAACAUGUUUAGUAAAAAUUUAGCCUAACUAGUUAUUGCUUUUCAGGAAACCUCAGUAGCUCUAAAAAGAUUUCCAGCAGAGGGCGCCAAAGUGGCGUCAUCGUUAAAACAGGAGUCAUAUUACACCAAGUCAGCUGCUGGUUUUAUGACAAAAUACCUUUGCUUUAACUUUUUUUCUGUAACACUGAUCUUUAUUUAUAACAAACCUAAAAUAAUCAAAUUACAUCUGGGUGCCAGAGCACCAAAACAAAGGAAACUAUAAUGAUUGAGUUUGGGGG
Messenger RNA from Gambusia affinis (western mosquitofish), 2880 nucleotides. RefSeq names its product cytochrome P450 3A40-like. The coding region runs from base 134 to 1627 and encodes 497 amino acids. Lineage: Eukaryota; Metazoa; Chordata; Actinopteri; Cyprinodontiformes; Poeciliidae. The transcript is spliced from 13 exons. Gene Ontology annotation, molecular function: steroid hydroxylase activity; oxidoreductase activity, acting on paired donors, with incorporation or reduction of molecular oxygen; iron ion binding. The record is from RefSeq and is a predicted model, not a curated record.